AAUGUUGGUCUUCUCUUCCUAUUUCCAUUCUUCUUCGUUUUCUUGUUUUUAAUGAUGGAGAUGUUCGUCUUUUAUCAUCAUCUAAUAUCAACAUAUCUUCCAUUUCAGUCUCUCCUCUCGUUGCUGAUAUUGAUGCUGCUUACAUUGAUUCUGUUACCAGA
Molecule: messenger RNA, 161 nt
Organism: Diversispora eburnea
Lineage: Eukaryota; Fungi; Glomeromycota; Glomeromycetes; Diversisporales; Diversisporaceae
Source: the annotation of a GenBank genome assembly